CAAUAUCUAAUUAUCUGUAAUAUUUUUUUAUUUAUAUUCAGAGUUUGGUAAUUUUACGAAAAACCAAAACUAGACUAGUUAUGCUAGGUGUAUUAAUUUUCAAAUAAAAUAAGUUCUCUCCCACUUUGGAUGGAUAAUUCAUAGAGGCCAAGCUAAACUCCGGAAUUUGCUGUUGUAUUUAGUUUCCGCCAUGGAAACCAGUCAAGCCACCGUCUGUUCCUCCGAUCACCCAUGGCUUCUUCUACUCCUGUUCAUCAUCGGAUUCGCCAAGCUCAUCUCCGUCUCUACGACCAUUCUCAAAUGGGUCGUCGCCCAUUUCCUCCGACCCGCAAAGAAUCUCAAGAAAUACGGGUCGUGGGCUCUGGUCACCGGACCCACCGACGGCAUCGGAGAGGCGUUCGCCUUCCGGCUAGCCCGCGAGGGGCUCAAUUUGGUUCUGGUGGGUCGGAACCCGGAGAAGCUGAGAACCGUUUCUGACCGGAUCCGGGUGAAGUUCAACGGGUCGACCCGGAUUAAGACGGUGGCGGUCGAUUUCUCCGGCGACUUGGACGACGGGGUCCGGAGAAUCAGGGAGGCGAUCGACGGGUUGGAUGUCGGGGUUCUGAUUAACAACGUCGGGGUGACUUAUCCGUACGCCAGAUUCUUCCACGAGGUGGAUGAGGAGCUUAUGGAGGCGUUGAUUAAGGUGAACGUGGAGGGGACGACUAGGGUCACGCUGCAGGCGGUGUUGCCGGGGAUGGUCGAACGGCGGAGCGGGGCGAUUGUGAAUAUCGGGUCGGGUACCGCCGGAGCCAUCCCUUCCGCUCCGCUUCACACUCUUUAUUCCGCCACCAAAGCGUAUAUUGAUCAGUUUUCAAGAAGUCUUCACAGGGAGUACAAAACACGUGGGAUUCAUGUCCAAUGUCAGGUUCCCUUGUAUGUGGCAACCAAAAUGAUAUCAAUCCAAAAGCCUUCAUUCUUCAUCCCAUCAGCAGAUGAUUAUGCAGGGGCAGCAAUGCGUUGGAUAGGGCAUGGAGAUGAGAGUUGCACACCAUAUUGGCCCCAUUCUCUUCAAUGGGCUCUCCUCUCCUACUUGCCACACUCCAUUGUCGACGCCUGCCGCUUCAACGCUUGCCUCCGGAUCCGAGCCGAGGGACGACGCAAGGAGACGGAAUUGCAACUCAUGACACGGCUCAAACCCGAAACGCACCACUUAGGGAAACGCUUCGGGACAAUGGAGACCAAUUUCUAUGAACAAUAUCUCAAAUCCCAGCCCCCAUGGCUUCUUCUUCUUCUCGUUCUCGGCUUCUUCAAACUUCUCGCCACCUCUGCAACUGUUCUCAACUGGGUCCGGGUCAAUUUCCUCCGACCCGCCAAAGAUCUCAAGAAAUACGGGUCCUGGGCUCUGGUCACGGGCCCCACCGACGGCAUCGGAAAGGCCAUCGCCUUCCGGCUGGCCGACAAGGGGCUCAAUUUGGUUCUGGUGGGCCGGAACCCGGAGAAGCUGAGAGGGGUUUCCGAUUGGAUCCGGGGCGAAUUCGGGCAGACCCAGAUUAAGACGGUGGUGGUGGACUUCGCCGGCGAUUUGGACGACGGGGUUCGCCGGAUCCGGGCGGCAAUCGAGGGGCUGGACGUGGGGGUGUUGGUCAACAACGUCGGCGUUUGUUAUCCGUACCCGAAGUUCUUCCACGAGGUAGAUGAGAAGCUUAUGGCGGAGCUGAUUCGGGUGAACGUGGAAGGGACGACGAAGGUGACCCAGGCGGUGGUUCCCGGGAUGCUACGGCGGAAGACUGGCGCCAUAGUCAACAUCGGCUCCGGCACCGCCCUUGUUAUCCCCUCUGCUCCGCUUCAUGCUGUUUAUGCCGCCACUAAAGCAUACAUAGACCAAUUCACACGGUGCCUUUAUGUGGAGUACAAGAGACACGGGAUUGAUGUUCAAUGUCAGGUGCCCUUGUAUGUGGCGACGAAGAUGAUAUCGAUGAGAAAAUCGUCGUUCCUCAUUCCGUCCCCAGAUGGUUACGCUAAGGCGGCGUUGCGUUGGAUAGGGUACGACGGGAACUGCACCCCGUACUGGCCCCACACGCUUCAGUUGGCUUUAAUCCAUUGCUUGCCUGACUCUUUUGUGGAUGCUUGGCGCUUCAACGCCAUGCUCCAGUAUCGGAAGAGAGCUCAGCUCAAAGAAUCCCUUAAGAAGAGAGAUUCUUGACACCCCACACACACACACACAUCUCAAAAGAUGUAAUAUAUAUUUGUGCGCAAUUAGACUUAUUGUUGUUGCAAUAUAUAUAUAAUGCUACUCAGUGUAAUAAUUAAAUGACAUAAUAAUUAAUCUCUGUAUUGAACUUCGAAUGCUUUUGCUUCAUUCCCUAGGCCUUGUAACAUGUAAUAAUGAAAGAUGUGCAAAUGU
Molecule: messenger RNA, 2386 nt
Organism: Cuscuta campestris
Lineage: Eukaryota; Viridiplantae; Streptophyta; Magnoliopsida; Solanales; Convolvulaceae
Source: the annotation of a GenBank genome assembly